AUGGAACCUCGCCGGGCCCCUCAGCACCACAGGAGCGCAGAGACCAACUCAGCUAGGUAUCGCUUUCUUGACCAAGUCGACCACGAUGACGCCGAAGGAUGCGCCGACGCCGCAUCGGAGACCAAGACCAGUCGUCGCCCAAGCAGCGGCUUUCUCAGCCCUGCUGACCUGCUGAGCGCUCCGUGGUUCGGGUGGCUGUCCGUCUACGCCUUCACGCUCUUCUGCUUCUCCGCCAGUCGUUGGCUGGCGCUGAGAGAGGUCAUCAUGAUGUACAGCAGCGCCAAGGACUACGUCUUAAGCGUGAAGCUCGCUUCGAUGGGCCUUGGUUUCGUGGAGGACUUGGUCUGCACCACCUACUUCGUGUGCGCACUGUGGCUGUUUGACUCCCUGAAGCGCACGGUCGGCGACCGGUUCGGCGCUGAAGGCGGCAAGCGGAGGUGCGUCCUGAAGCCUCAGACGGUCGGCUCGCUCGCGACGUUUGUGGUGUCGUGGCUGCUGUUCUUCGCCUUGAUGACGCCCUUCGUCGCGGACUUGCUGCUCGUGGUGAACCGCGACAUGCGCUUCACGUUCGACCUCGUGACGAUGGCGAUCAACGAGAAGGAGUUCGCGAGCGCGGCCCCGAUAUUGACCGAGGAGAUCCACCGAGGCUACGUGGGGGCGGGCGUGCUGGUGGCUGUCACGACGCUGUUUGCGUGUGUGCGUGUGAAGGCUGCGUGGGCUGAUCUGUCGGUUUGGAACCCGACGCACGUAGUGGCGGCUGCGGGUGGUCUUAAGUACAUGGAAGUCGCUCUAGAAGAGGACGCAGAUAGGCUGGAGUCGCCCAACACCAAAGAUCAGGGCGUUCGCAAGCUUUCCUGUGUGCACUAUAACGCUAUCUACCACCACGGUUUGCGGGUAGCUAUCAUCCUCGUGGGUACCGUAGUAAUGCCCGCCGUUGCAGUCGCGCUACGCUGCGCAUGUUCCCCGCUGGUAGCGUACACCGGUAUGAAUGCGACACUUAACGAAUUGUUCGGCCACGCCUUUCAACCCGCACCGACAGACACAACAUUUUCAACAGUGAAGGGCGACAAACCGUGGGCCGAAACGUAUAUCCACCCAACUGAGAAGUACGAGCUGUUUGGAGACGAUUCUCUUUACCGACGCACCACCGGCUUCCAGGGGGAUCUCGCUUUCGACGUCAAUAUCUCCAACGAGAACCCUCCCAACGUCCUGGUCAUCGCAGUCGAGUCCUUCCGCUACCAAGACUCUCGUUACCUGGUCGGAGAGGAAGACCCGUCCAACCUGUUCAAUGGAACGAACAUGACCAUCACGCCGAACUUCGACAGGUGGGCCAAGCGCGGAGUGGCUCUCCGCAAUAUGUGGUCGAGCACCCCAACGAGCAGGUCUUUGGAGAGUCUGCUAUUCGCGCAGAUUCCGUACGACAGCACUGUGAAGACAGGCAUCACCGGCGGAAGGAAGGAGACAAAGCUGUCUGGUUUACCCCAACUCUUCAAGGCCAAGGGGUACGAAACAUUUUUCACGACGGGGUGCCCGACGCGCUUUGAGAACUGGGAUGUGUUUCUUCCUACCCACGGCUUUGAGACCGUCUUGGAAUCCAAGGAAAUGAAGCUUCUGGCUGAGAGUAAACUCGGUAUUCCGCGUGGAGACUGGUCUGGCAAAGCACGUCGUGGGUUCAAGUGGGGGGUCCACGACGAUAUCAACUUGCAGCUUUUGGGUGAAAUGUUCAUUGACAAGACGAGGGAGCAGCGAGAGCGAGUUGCACGGGGUCUACCCAAAAGGCCAUUGUUUACCACGCACUACACCAUUUCCAGCCAUGCGCCUUUCAAAGCACGCCCGGCAUGGUAUGCUAAGGCCGACAAGCCAGACUUCUCCGCGUUCUACAAGGGGCAAAAACACUCGACUAUGAUCAAGAACUACCUCGAAAUGCGCUACUUCACGGACAUGCAGCUGGGUAAAUUCAUGGACCGCAUGGAGAAGGAGGGCGUCCUCAACGACACCAUCGUCGUCAUCGUAGGCGACCACGGCCAAGCGCCUGAAGCUGACGUUACGAACACGCACGAGGAGUCUGUGACCCGUGUGGCAGGCGCUAUCAUCGCCGAGGGUCGGUUGGGUGAAGCUGCUGGACUUGUGAUCGAGGACGCCGUGGAUCACUACGACAUUCUCAACACGCUGGCAGAUAUCACAGGACUGCCUGAGGGAGGGUUCGUGCAGACUGGCGUCGGGCGCUCACUCAAGCGCAAGGUUCCGUUUGGCGAGCGCGUGGUGUACAGCAACGACCCGAGCCGCAAGAUGGCGAUCGUGCGUGGCCACCAGCGCCUUCGCUAUGAUCAAGUAACGGCUUCGAUGAGCUUGCAUGAUACCGAGCGCGACCAUGCCAUGAAUGUCGAUAUGUUUCCGAGCCUUCCAGCCGAAGAGCAGGCCGAAUGGGAGAACUGGCGCGAGUACGGUCGCCGCGUCACCGCGUACUUUAAGCAGCGCUUGGAUGGCAACUGCCUGCUGGCUGUUGAUUGUACUUCAGGUAGCUAA
Phytophthora sojae is the source of this 2526-nucleotide messenger RNA. RefSeq lists its product as hypothetical. NCBI's taxonomy places the organism in Eukaryota, Oomycota, Peronosporomycetes, Peronosporales, Peronosporaceae. The record is from RefSeq and is a predicted model, not a curated record. The transcript has a single exon. The coding region runs from base 1 to 2526 and encodes 841 amino acids.